Fukomys damarensis (Damara mole-rat) is the source of this 1620-nucleotide messenger RNA. RefSeq names its product RALY heterogeneous nuclear ribonucleoprotein (gene Raly). The record is from RefSeq and is a predicted model, not a curated record. The transcript is spliced from 10 exons. Gene Ontology annotation, molecular function: RNA binding. Bases 237 to 1202 code for a protein of 321 amino acids. Gene Ontology annotation, cellular component: nucleus. NCBI's taxonomy places the organism in Eukaryota, Metazoa, Chordata, Mammalia, Rodentia, Bathyergidae.
CGGUAGCGGCGGCGGCUGGCGCGCGUGUUCAGCCUCCUCAAGCCGUAGCCGGGGCCACCUUCUUCCCCUCCUUCCCUUCCGCCCCAGUGCGGCGGCACCGCCUUCUGAGUUGCGCGGCUUCCUCCAGACCUUUCGGCGCGGGUAAGCCUGUUCCCAGAGGCAGCUGCUGCUGGCUGACCUGAUAACUCAAAAGAGGAAAUAGCUGGCUAAGCUCAGCCUUGGUACUGGUGGCUACCAUGUCCUUGAAGAUCCAGACAAGCAAUGUAACCAACAAGAAUGAUCCCAAAUCCAUCAAUUCUCGAGUCUUCAUUGGAAACCUGAACACAGCUGUGGUGAAGAAAUCAGAUGUGGAGACCAUCUUUUCCAAAUACGGCCGUGUGGCAGGCUGUUCUGUGCACAAAGGCUAUGCCUUUGUUCAGUACUCCAACGAGCGCCAUGCCCGGGCAGCUGUGCUAGGAGAGAAUGGGCGGGUGCUGGCCGGGCAGACUUUGGACAUCAACAUGGCUGGUGAGCCCAAGCCCAACAGACCCAAGGGGCUAAAGAGAGCAGCAUCUGCCAUAGGUAGUUGGGGCAUUCUUGGCUACAGCUUUGACUAUGAUUACUACCAGGACAACUUCUUCGUCAGGCUCUUCGACUACCGAGGUCGCUUGUCGCCAGUGCCAGUGCCCAGGGCAGUUCCUGUGAAACGACCCCGGGUCACAGUCCCUUUGGUCCGUCGUGUUAAAACUACCAUACCUGUCAAGCUCUUUGCCCGCUCCACAACCAUGACCACUGGCUCAGCCAAGAUCAAGUUAAAGAGCAGUGAGCUGCAGACCAUCAAGACAGAACUGACACAGAUCAAGUCCAACAUUGAUGCUCUGUUGGGCCGCUUGGAUCAGAUCGCUGAGGAGCAAAAGGCCAACCCAGAUGGCAAGAAGAAAGGCGACAACAGCAGCAGUGGUGGUGGUAGUGGUGGUGGCAAUGGCAGUGGCAGCGGCAGUGGCAGUGGUGGUGGCAGUGGCAGCGGUGGUGGCAGUGGCGGUGGCAGCGGCAGCAGCAGCAGCAGGCCACCACCACCCCCAGAGGACACACCUGAGGCAGGCACACCCCAGGAAGAGGCCCAGACCCGAGAUGAUGGUGACGAGGAGGGGCUGCUGACACAUAGCGAGGAAGAACUGGAGCACAGCCAGGACACAGAUGCGGAGGAUGGGGCCUUGCAAUAAGCAGCCUGACAGGAGCAGUGGCCACCAGAAGGAGAAGGGCAUCACUGUCCAAGGCCUCAAGCCAGGCACCCACCCACUGGAUGCCAACUUGUAGCGGGUACCAGAGGAAAGCUGGCAGCAGGCACCUCCCCCCCCCACGCAUCCCAGGCCAGUGCCACAUCUUCUGCAGGUGGAGUUACCAGCUACCCCUUCCCCAUACACCUUCCCUGUCUGUACUGUCCAGGCCAGAGGGCGGAGUAAGAGAUAGCCCUACACUCUGCCUCCCCUCCCCAGGACAUUCCCAGGCUUGGGGUUUUUCUAUAGGUUCGGAGGGGGGUGGUACAGGAUGGGGACCUUAACAAUAAAGAGAUUGGAUCCAGCCUGUUCUGAGAUGAGAUGGUUUGUGUUUUUUGCAUGAUGGUAUCCUGGCCCUUCUGCC